AUGAACUGUGGACACUACACGGUACCGACAGUAUCCAAAGAAAAGAACCGUCGCUUUAUACCCUAUCCCAAGAACAAGCAAGAAAAAGGCGACACAUUGGACAGCGUCCGAUUUAUGGGUGACAUGAACGAACUCGAGAUCUUUCGGGACGUCAUUUCAGACAGGGAGUACUAUGAAAUAGAUGGACUCAAGUAUCGCAAAGUCGGCAAUCAUUAUGUCGAGAUGGUGUCUCCUACAGACGAUCCGCUUGAAAAACGACGCUUUCGAGGACCUCCGAUUCCGAGAACUGUUACUGGAAUCAAUCAUUGGAUCUAUUCCAUGGCUGGUGUGGAUCGAUAUACGAGUGAUCGCUUGAUGCGCAUCUAUUUUAUGAACGUGCAUCCGUUAUUGCCUGUCAUCAACAAAAGGGUGUUUUUACAACAGUACCGAGAUCAAGCAGAUACCUAUCCCAGUGCAGAGUUAUUGAAUGCCAUGUUUGGUGCUGCUGCACGGUUCGUUGAAGUCGAAUCCCGAAGGCAAAAAAGCAUGAAUGCAUAUCCGGACUUGCAGUGCGAGGCGCCCGAAAACUGGCAUAUUCGAUUUUUUGAGCAGGCUCAUGCGAUCGUUACCAUCAAUCCUCCAAAGUCUAGCGUGUCAAUUGUUCAGACGACUGUCAUCAUACAUAAUACGAGUGGGAAUGUUUCUGCUAGCGGGUCUGAAGGUUGGCUGAUGAGUGGGUCAGCUAUUCGCAUGGCACAGUACUUUGCCCUUAAUAGAGAUUGUGAUAGUUGGGACAUUCCUGAACAAGAAAAAGAAACGCGGAAACGUAUAUGGUGGUCUCUCUAUAUUAGCGAUCGAUUCCAAGCGGCGAACAUGGGACGACCUAUUGGUAUCUAUGACGAGGAUAAUGACGUGGGUUAUCCGGAUACAUUUGAAAGCUGGGCUGAAGUGCUUGAUGAACCAACAGACGAAGAGGACGACGUGCUACCACGGUUUCCCUCAGCGACCUUUCGACCAGAAUCAAUCGACGGACGUGUUGAGAUAUACAUACUUUUCCGUCAACUUAUCAAACUUUCCGAGAUUCUGGGACAUAUCUUACAAGCACUCUAUACGCCACGUGCACGCAUGAUUUCGCAUAAAUAUGGCUGGAACCAGAUCGUGACACGGCUGGAUCACGAGCUGACGGAAUGGCGGUUUGGUUUUCCAACAGAAUUGGAGCGGGUCAAGCAUAAGGAUUUCGAUGAAAUCCAUGGUUAUUUUGCACCAACAAUAGCAUCCAUUUUAUUAUGCUAUUUUGGAAGUUUGAUCCUUUUGCAUCGACCCUUUAUUGAGCGCAAUACCAAUAACAACGAUCGACCCUCCUACUCAUCGUUCCGUAUCAGUACGAGUGCAGCUACGCGUGGAACUCGCAUUGCUGAACGCAUGUCGAUACGCGACUUUCUAAUGCUUCCAUACUGCUUCAACAUUACGCCCGUUUUGCAACUCGCCCUGAUUCAUAUAUACAACUCACGCAAUCCUGAUGGGAGGAUAUCAGCGCCUAGCAAAAUUUACUUUCGCAAGACUUUCGAAUUGGUUUCCAAGAUACGACCCAUGUCGAAACGUGCUAAUCAGCUGUAUACAGUCCUGGAGUUUAUCAUUGAUCAAAUGAACAUUCAUAUG
Zychaea mexicana is the source of this 1638-nucleotide messenger RNA. Its product is annotated as fungal-specific transcription factor domain-containing protein. Gene Ontology annotation, biological process: DNA-templated transcription. The record is from RefSeq and is a predicted model, not a curated record. Gene Ontology annotation, molecular function: zinc ion binding; DNA binding. The transcript has 5 exons. NCBI's taxonomy places the organism in Eukaryota, Fungi, Mucoromycota, Mucoromycetes, Mucorales, Lichtheimiaceae. The annotation marks the transcript as partial.